AUGUGGUCGCGAACCAACCGAGCUGCUGAGGAGUUUUACGCUCGUCUCCUUCAGGAAUUUGAUGAAGAAAAGAAAGGAAUCUGUAAAGAUCCAUUUAUCUAUGAGGCUGAUGUUCAAGUGCAGUUGAUCAGCAAAGGCCAACCAAACCCUUUGAAAAAUAUUCGAAAUGAAAAUGACACAGUAUUCAUCGUGGAAAAAGUGCUUUUAGAAAAGGAAGAAACAAGUCAUGUUGAAGAACUACAGUCUGAAGAAACUGCUAUUUCUGAUUUCUCUACUGGUGAAAAUGUUGGACCACUUGCUUUACCAGUUGGGAGAGCCAGGCAGUUAAUUGGACUUUACACCAUGGCUCACAAUCCUAAUAUGACCCAUUUGAAGAUUAAUCGGCCAGUUACUGCCCUUCCUGCCCUUUGGGUAAGGUGUGAUGGUUCAGAUCCUGAAGGUACCUGUUGGCUGGGAGCUGAGCUUAUCAUAACCAAUAACAUCAUCACAGGAAUUGUCUUGUGCAUGGUCACCUGUAAAGCUGAUAAAAAUUAUUCUGUAAAUCUUGAAGAUCUCAAAAAUUCACACAAGAAAAGACAUCACUUGUCUACUUUAACAGCCAGCGGCUUUGCCCAGUAUGAGCUCUUUAAGUCCACUGCCUUGGAUGAUACAGUUGCUGCCUCACAAACUACAAUCACUUUGGAUGUUUCCUGGAGUCCUGUGGAUGAGAUUCUUCAAAUCCCUCCACUCUCUUCAACUGCAACUCUGAAUAUUAAGGUGGAAUUGGGAGAGCCCAGAGGUCCUCUGAAUCACCUUCACAGACAACUGAAAUUUCUCCUUGUUUUAGCUGAUGGUUUGAGGACUGGUGUAACUGAGUGGCCUGAGUCUCUGGAAGCAAAAUCUGCUGUUGAACUUGUGCAGGAAUUUCUGAAUGACUUAAAUAAGCUGGAUGAAUUUGGUGAUUCUACGAAAAAAACCACAGAGGUAAUGAAACAUGACUCUGCUGCAGUUGAUCGGUCCAUGGAGUGUCUUCUCACAGUACGGGGUGAUCUCGAUUUUGCUGAGCAGCUGUGGUGCAAAAUGAGUAGUAGUGUGAUUUCUUAUCAAGACUUGGUGAAGUGUUUCACGUUGAUCAUCCAGAGUCUACAGCGUGGUGAUAUACAGCCAUGGCUUCAUAGUGGGAGUAACAGUUUACUAAGUAAGCUCAUUCAUCAGUCUUACCAUGGAACCAUGGACACGGUUUCUCUCAGUGGGAUUGUUCCAGUUCAGAUGCUUUUGGAAAUUGGUUUGGAUAAACUGAAGAAAGAUUAUAUCUGUUUUUUCAUAGGCCAAGAACUUGCAUCUUUGAAUCAUUUGGAAUAUUUCAUUUCUCCAUCAGUAGAUACACAAGAACAGGUUCAUCGUGUUCAAAAACUCCACCAUAUUCUCGAAAUAGUAGUCAGUUGCAUGCUUUUCAUUAAACCUCAACAUGAACUCCUCUUUUCUUUAACACAAUCCUGCAUAAAAUUUUAUGAACAAAAUCCUCUUGAUGAGCAACACAUUUUUCAGCUGCCAGUCAGACCAACUGCUAUAAAAGACUUAUAUCAAAAUGAGAAGCCACAGAAAUGGAGAGUGGAAAUAAACAGUGGUCAAAAGAAGGUGAAAACAGUUUGGCAACUGAGUGACAGCCCACCUGUAGAUCAUCUGAAUCUUCACAAACCUGAUUUUUCUGAAUUAACAUUAAACGGUAGCCUGGAAGAAAGGAUAUCCUUUACUAACAUGGUUACCUGCAGCCAGGUGCAUUUCAAGUGAAGUGUGCUGAUGGGACCCUCUGUAAGCUCAAGCCAAAAAAAGAGAGAGAGAGAGAAAGAGAGGUGGUGGGAAGGUAAUUAUCACAGAACCUGAAAACAGAUGUAUGUAAACCUUCGAAGGAGAAAAAGGAGGAAGAUCCUGAAGAAGAUCCCGAAGGUUCUCUGUGAAAGAUGCAGCUACAAAAUGGAUGACCCUGUCUCAGCUCAGGCUCCGCAGCAGAAGCAUCAGGAGAACUGCAGCGAUUAGUAUACAGAGGGUGCAGACUGUAGGUACCAAGAUCUCCGUCAUGAUCUGCAUGUAACUUAGAAAAGGCUCUGCGCAGGGGGAGAGAGCAACAUGGCAGAUGAGAAUGUGGUCAUUUUGGCGAAUGCAGCUUCAUCCUGAAAGCUUCAGCUGUCUGGAUAAACUUGGAAAAUGGCAUCAUCACACUUGCUAAUUAUUCUCAUUUGCUAUAAAAGAGAACCUGGUAAAUUAAAUGUUAUAAAAAAAAUUAUG
Molecule: messenger RNA, 2265 nt
Organism: Eubalaena glacialis (North Atlantic right whale)
Lineage: Eukaryota; Metazoa; Chordata; Mammalia; Artiodactyla; Balaenidae
Gene: ZWILCH
Product: zwilch kinetochore protein
Exons: 19
Coding region: 1-1770 (589 amino acids)
Biological process (GO): mitotic spindle assembly checkpoint signaling; protein localization to kinetochore
Cellular component (GO): RZZ complex
Source: RefSeq, a predicted model, not a curated record